This is a messenger RNA of Gadus morhua (Atlantic cod), 2753 nucleotides long. RefSeq names its product SMAD family member 7 (gene smad7). Gene Ontology annotation, cellular component: heteromeric SMAD protein complex. Gene Ontology annotation, molecular function: I-SMAD binding; transcription regulator inhibitor activity. Gene Ontology annotation, biological process: cell differentiation; regulation of transcription by RNA polymerase II; anatomical structure morphogenesis. The record is from RefSeq and is a predicted model, not a curated record. Bases 1138 to 2268 code for a protein of 376 amino acids. NCBI's taxonomy places the organism in Eukaryota, Metazoa, Chordata, Actinopteri, Gadiformes, Gadidae. The transcript is spliced from 4 exons.
AGUCGAGGGAGAGAGAGAGAGAGAGAGAGAGAGAGAGAGCGAGGGAGAGCAACCGACAGGAGCAAGGGCACUCAAAUCACUCGCCGAGCUUUCUCCCAGGAUCACAUCACUUCUUUGUCGAUAACCAAGCGAAUUUCCUCCCUCUUUCCCACAAGGAAACUUCGCGUGAGCUGCGACGUCGGAUUAUUUUAUCAAUGGAUUGAGUCUAAAAUAGAUUUCAAGGCUCGACCAACCAACAGGGACAUAACCGCAAGGGCUCCGUGGCUGUCCUGCUUCAAUCACAAAGCGACUCAACUUGGGCUAGGUAUCCUAGUCUGGAUCAGUUCUGGAUUUGCUCGCUGCCUUCUCGGAUUUGUUCUCAUUCGUGCUUUUUUCUCACACGUCCUCUGCGGUCGCACGUCCCAUUGAGAAGAGGCACAUAGCCUGUAAGUGAAGGAAUCGGCACAACGAAUUCUGUGCAGUCGGAUCAAGGAUUUUGUGGAUUAUGUUCCGGAACACACAGGGACGAGUUUCAGUUUAAUGGUAAAACAACUCUACGGUUAACUUGUUGGGUGAGCGAAUAAUUCCCACCCACCACGACAUUAAAAAAGCACGUAUGCAUUCGUAUUUUUAAACCAAUGUGGAAAAGCACCAUGCUCAGAAGAAGAGCAGCAACUAUGGUUAAAGGGCUUAGUUUGAAGCACGCUCAGCAUAGACACUAGCGCCCGGUCCGAGUGAAUGGAGUCCAGCCGUAGAGCCCAGCACACCGACAUGCUGCUAUGCUGUAGCAUAGCAUUUCUACGUGCACCGCGUUUCAAGUCCCAGCGUUAUUCCGCUUUAUAAGCUCCUGUAUGCGGGUGUAGAAUUGAAAAAGCCGAUGGUGGUGGUAGUGGCGGAUAAGCGCCCUUCUCUAACGCAGGAGCAGUCUGCCGUGGAAACAUUGACUGUGUUUUAAAGAUAGUGUUUGUAUUAAGAACCCAGAUAACCAGACAUAGACUGGCGUAUGCUGCCGAACACUGCCUCUUUUUCCCCGGCUUCCAGUUUUUCCAUCUUAUCAUCUCAGGCUCCUUGUCUUUGCCUGGAAUUGGAUCCCGGAAUCUUCAUGAUUUGCGGACACCAUGCUCGUUUUUUAGCCGGGAAACCCUCUUUUCGUCCCGCAUGUUUAGGACCAAACGUUCGGGGCUCGUCCGGCGACUCUGGAGGAGCCGUGCGCCCGCCGAGGGCGACGGUGAGGCGGACAGGGGUACCCAUGGCUCCGGGGGCUGUUGCAUGGGCAAAACGACAAAGGUCGUCAAGUCCACCAGCGGGUCGGACGCCGAACUAAAAGCGUUGACCCACUCGAUACUCAAAAAGAUCAAAGAAAAACAAUUGGAGGUGCUUUUGCAGGCGGUGGAGUCGAAGGGGGGCGCCCGGAGCCCCUGUCUGCUCUUACCCAGCAAAAUGGACGCCAAAGUGGGUCAACAGUGUUACUCCUUGCCCUUGCUGCUCUACAAAGUGUUCAGGUGGCCGGACCUCAGGCAUUCCUCUGAGCUGAAGAGGCUACCGUGCUGUGAAUCCUAUGGGAAAACCAACCCAGAACUCGUUUGCUGCAAUCCGCACCACAUGAGCAGACUGUGUGAACUCGAGUCUCCUCCUCCUCCAUAUUCCCGAUAUCCCAUGGACUUUCUUAAACCACCUGAUUCUCCAGACUCUGGUCCUUCAUCCAGUGAUACUGGGGAAACCACCUACUCAGCCCCUGUGGGGCUUUCAGAUUCCCUGGCGGUGCAGGAGUCGGGCGAGCGGCCCCACUGGUGCGUGGUGGCCUACUGGGAGGAGAAGACCCGCGUGGGGCGCCUCUACUCCGUCCAGGAGUCCUCCCUGGACAUCUUCUACGACCUACCUCAGGGCAACGGCUUCUGCCUGGGCCAGCUGUGCUCGGACAACAAGUCGCCGCUGGUGCAGAUGGUGCGCGCCAAGAUCGGCUUCGGCAUCCAGCUGACGCGCGAGGCGGACGGCGUGUGGGUGUACAACCGCAGCGGCUACCCCAUCUUCAUCAAGUCGGCCACACUGGACAACCCGGACUCGCGCGCGCUGCUGGUGCACAAGGUGUUCCCGGGCUUCGCCAUCAAGGCGUUCGACCUGGACAAGGCGGCGAGCCUGCGGCGGCCCAACGACCACGAGUUCACGCUGCAGCCGCGCACGGGCUUCACGGUGCAGAUCAGCUUCGUGAAGGGCUGGGGGCAGUGCUACACCAGACAGUUCAUCGGAAGCUGCCCCUGCUGGCUGGAGGUGAUCUUCAACACGCGGUAGCCCCCCCCCCCCCCCCCCCCCCCCCCCCCCCCCCCCACGGCCCCAGCCCCGCUCGCCUCUCCCUCCUCUGGUUCCUCUGAGUCCGCUUUCGAGGAGCCAUUUCACGGACUACAGCGGGGCCGCUGCCCCCCCGCCUCCCCCCUCGCCCCCACACACACUUUUUUUUGUUUUGUCCCAGAGGUUUAAAGUUUAAGAGAAAAAAGUUUUAAAAGAAGAAGAAGAAGACGAAGAAGAUGAGACUCAAAAGGAUUCUGACAGACUUUGUUUAAUAAAUGACUAAGGUUUAACUAAAGUAAAAUAAGAUGCGGAAGAAAUGUAUUUUAUGUUAUAUAUAAAUAUAUUAUUACUUGUAAAUAUAAAGAUGUUUUAUAUGCAUCAUUAUUUAUGUAUUGUGCAAUGUGUUGAUGAGAAAAUGAAAUAAGAUGCACUUUGCUUAAUAUAAAUGCAAAACGAAGAAAUGCCAAAAUAAAAAAAAAAUGACAUAA